GCUUUAAAAUAAGUCUAUUUAAGUCACCUUAUUCAACACCAUUCUUUGUCUUUCACUUAUCUCUUUGUUCCUUCUUUAUUUCUCACCUGUGUUGUUUUUCUUUGUCUUUUGGCUGUUAUUUCAAAAACAGAAGGAGAAACCAUGUCAGACAGCAAUGUUCCUGAAAUAAAGUACGAUGUUUUUGUUAGCUUUAGAGGCAAGGAAAUCCGUGACGGUUUUCUUAGUCAUCUGACUGAGGCAUUUGACAUGAAGAAAAUAAAUGGUUUUGUAGAUGAUAAACUUGAGAGGGGAGAAGAAAUAUGGCCAUCACUUGUUACAGCUAUUGAAAGAUCAGCGAUUUCGUUGAUCAUCUUCUCACCAGAUUAUGCUUCUUCUCGUUGGUGUUUAGAAGAAGUGCUCAAAAUAGUUGAAUGUAAAGAGAAAUAUGAACGGAUUGUAAUUCCUGUUUUCUACAAAGUGGCACCCACAGAUGUAAGACAUCAAUCUGGAAGUUACGAAAAUGCCUUUGCUAACCAUCGACUGAACUAUACGAGACAGGUGCAAAUGUGGAAAGAUGCUCUGAAAAAAUCUGCUGAUUUAUCUGGAAUUGAAUCGUCCAAAUUUAGAAAUGAUGCUGAGGUUGUUAAAGAAAUUGUGGAUCUUGUGCUGAAGAGGUUGGAUAAACACCAAGUUAUCCCAAAAGGACUUGUUGGAAUCGAUGAAAAAAUUGCAACUUUGGAAUCAUGGAUAUGUAAUGAACCAAAAGCCACUCACCUCAUUGGAAUUUGGGGUAUGGGGGGUAUCGGUAAGACAACCCUUGCAGAAGUAGUAUUUCAUAGACUACGAUCUCAAUAUCAAGGAUCUUACUUCUUAGCCAAUGAACGAGAUCAAUCAACCAAACAUGGAAUAAUUCAUUUGAAGAAAAUAAUAUUUUCUAAACUUUUAGGACAUGAAGUAGAUAUUGACACUCCAAAUUCCUUGCCUGAAAAUAUUGUUAGGAGAAUUGGUUAUAUGAAGGUUCUUGUUGUUUUUGACGAUGUGAAUGAUUCAGAUCACAUAGGAAAACUGUUGGGAAGUCUUGAUAAUUUUGGUAUGGGUAGUACAGUGAUUGUGACAACUCGAGAUGAGCAAGUGCUUAGGAUUAACAGAGUCAGUAAGACGUACAAAGUGAAAGAGUUUAGUUCUGACGAAGCACUUGAACUUUUCAACUUGAAUGCCUUUAGUGAAAGUAAUGAGGCAAAGGAAUACGAUGAGAUAUCAAAAUUGGUAGUACAUUAUGCUAAAGGCAAUCCAUUAGUUGUUAAAGUUUUGGCUCAUCUUCUUCAUGGAAGAAAUAAGGAAGAAUGGGAAGGUUUGUUGGGCAAGCUAAAAACAAUGCCUCCAAGAGAAGUUUAUGAUGUAAUGAAACUGAGUUAUGAUAGUCUAGAUCGCAAAGAGCAACAAAUUUUUCUAGAUUUGGCAUGUUUCUUUCUUAGAUUGCUUGUACCAGUGGAGGUGGGUGAUCUGAAAUGUUUAUUGAAAGACAAUGAAAGUGAUAAUUCAGUGGCUUUUGAGUUAAGAAGACUGGAAGACAAAGCUCUCAUAACAAUCUCAGAGGACAAUACUGUAUCAAUGCAUGAUAGUUUACAAGAAAUGGCUUGGGAGAUUGUUCGUCAAGAGUGUGUUGAAGAUCCUGGAAGCCGCAGUCGGUUGUGGGAUCCCAAUGAUAUCAAUGAAGCUUUGAAAAAUGAAAAGGUUAGUGAGGACAUUAAAAGCAUACAAGUACAAUUGACUUCAAAUAAGAAGCAAAUGUUAAGUCCUCAAAUUUUUUCUCUGAGAAAAUUAAAAUUUCUGGAAAUUUCUGGGGUAGAUGGAAAUACUUACCACCAAGUUAUUCUUGUUGAAGGAGCACCCUUUUUGGCCACUGAACUAAGAUUUGUGUGCUGGGAGGAUUUCCCUAUGAAGUGCUUGCCAGAGAGUUUUAAUGCUGAAAAACUUGUUAUAUUGGAAUUGAGAAUGAGCAGAAUGAGAAAGUUGUGGGAUGGAGUGAAGAAUCUAGCGAAUUUAAAAAGACUAAAUCUCCAUUGGGCCAUGAAGUUAAAGGAGCUUCCAGAUUUAUCAGGAGCCAUAAGACUUGAAGAACUGUACCUCUGUGGUUGUUAUAGGUUGAGAAGCCUGCAUUCAUCUAUUUUCUCUCUGCCAAAACUUAAGACAUUGGAACUGUCUCGCUGCAUGUCGUUUACCAUACUUCCAAGUUCACCUUGGAGAAACAGUGAAUUGAAGUGUCUAUUGAUGCGUGCUUGCGACAAUCUUCAAACAAUAUCAGAGCUUCCUCCUUUCCUUACAACUUUAGAUGUCUCCUUCUCAGCAUCACUGAAAACUCUACCCAACCUUCCUCUUUCCCUUCAAGCCCUAAAUGCUGCUUUUUGCGAGUCACUUGAGAAUCUACCAGAGCUUCCACCGUUACUUUCAACUUUAAAUGUCUCUGCAUGCUAUUCACUUCAAAUUCCACCCAACCUUCCCUUUUCUCUUCAAAUUGUAAACCUCUGUGAAAGCUGCUCACUUCGGAGUAUACUUGAGCAUAUUCGAUCCAUUAAAACUACAGAUACCAAAUAUUUUGAAAGUCAACAAACUCUAUUAAAUUUUCCCACAGACCUUCAAAUGCCGUGUACCUGCAAUUCAAUCGAGACUCCACAAGAGCUUUCCCCGUCUCUCAGCUCUCAAUUUGAUGAUUUUUCUGCUUACUUGGAUACCUGUAUAAGAAACUUCCUGAAGGCAUAAACCCUUGCCAACACCUGUAUCUCUAUUGUAUAUCAUAUCGUAUCCUUAAUUAUAGAAUUUUUUUUCUUCAUACAAUUUCA
Vigna unguiculata (cowpea) is the source of this 2819-nucleotide messenger RNA. RefSeq names its product TMV resistance protein N-like. Lineage: Eukaryota; Viridiplantae; Streptophyta; Magnoliopsida; Fabales; Fabaceae. Gene Ontology annotation, biological process: defense response; signal transduction. The record is from RefSeq and is a predicted model, not a curated record. Gene Ontology annotation, molecular function: ADP binding.